Chrysochloris asiatica (Cape golden mole) is the source of this 3192-nucleotide messenger RNA. RefSeq names its product 5-azacytidine induced 1 (gene CEP131). The record is from RefSeq and is a predicted model, not a curated record. The coding region runs from base 1 to 3192 and encodes 1063 amino acids. Gene Ontology annotation, biological process: regulation of centrosome duplication; intraciliary transport involved in cilium assembly; cilium assembly. The transcript has 25 exons. Gene Ontology annotation, cellular component: centriolar satellite. NCBI's taxonomy places the organism in Eukaryota, Metazoa, Chordata, Mammalia, Afrosoricida, Chrysochloridae.
AUGAAAGGCUCCCGGACCAAGGGCGGCAUCCCCGAGGGCAGCCCAGACUAUGCAGAUCUGAGCCUGACUGGCCAGCCCCCACCCAUGUCCCGGCGCCCCAACAGUGCCUCUGCCGCCAAGCCCCUGGCCCGCUCCAUCUCUGUAACCACGGGCAGUGAGCCCAGAAGGAAAGCGCUGGAGACCUCAGAGCCCGGGGGCUCCCGUUCUGUCAACAACCUUCGGAGAUCAAAUAGCACCACUCAGGUCAAUCAGCCAUGGGCCAGCACCCUCAGGGCAGCGGAGCCCCCCAACUUCCUGGCAUUCUUCGAGGGCAGCGCCGUGGGGAGGAAGAAGCCAGCCAGCCUGGGCUGUACCCCGAGUGAGCAGGGAGCCACGUGGCACGCCCUGGAUGACCAGCCCCGUGAGUUGGCCCUGGCACCUGGCACCCAGAACCCUACCUCUCCUGAGCCGCCCACCAGCCUGAGGAGGAGGGAGUGUUCUGUAACCCUGGCUCCUACCUUCACGGCCAACAACAGAAGCAACAAGGGAGCCGUGGGCAAUUGUGUCACCGCCAUGGUGCAUAACCACUGCCCACCAGCCGAGAAGGCACCCCCACCCAAGAGCUCCAACCACACAGCCCUAUGCCUCAACAACAUCAUCAAGGCAGCCACGGACGAGGGCACUGCCGAGGGCAACGGCUUAGGGAAACCCCAGAAGAACGUUCUCAGUAGCAGCCACGCGUCCCGGAACCACGGUGCAGGGCCGCUCAGGAAGGAGGUGACAGAGGAGGAGGCUGAAAGGUUUAUUCACCAGGUAAACCAAGCAGCCGUCACCAUCCAACGCUGGUACCGCCACCAGGUGCAGCGGCGCCGAGCCGGAGCAGCCAGCCUGGAGCACCUGCUAAUGUCCAAGCGAGAGGAACAGCGGCAGCAGCAGGCGGAAGGGAACAUUCUGGAACUGCACCAGCAGAAGUUGGCGGCGAGAAGGAAAGCCCGAGAGGAGAAGGCGCGCCAGGCCAGGCGGGCAGCUGUCCAGGAGCUGCAGCAGAGACGUGCCCAGAAGUCCACUGAGGCUGAAGUUGUCCCACCUCAGGAACCCCGAGGGGUGGGGAGGCCUGGGUCUGCCCAGGAACCACUCCUGACAUCAGGGACCAAUGCCCGCCAAGCCCCCAAGGCCAACAACACAGGCCCCGAGCAGCCUGGUCCACUGGCCCCCGGCCUGACCCUGGAGCCGUGUCCCUCUCAGGAGGACAUCCUGCAGGUCUUGCAGCAACUUUCCCGCCUGACUUUGGACACCCAUGCCCAGGACGUGACCAUUGAGACCCUGGAAACAGGCCCCACCAAACCUAGGGUGACCCUCAGCGAGCUGCUGGACACACUGCAGCUACUGGAGGCGGCGCCCGAGCCACUGCCCCAGCCCCCACCCUACCUUAAGGAGAAGUACGCUUGGAUUGACGAGGAGGACACCACCAGCUCCCUGACUGCAGACAACCUGGAGAGGCUGGGGCAGCUUAGCUCUGGUGCCCCCGACGAUGGCACGUUGCUCUCAGAGGCCAAGCUGAACAGCAUCCUGACUUUCCUGGAGGAGAUGGAGCCGUCGGCACGGGAGCGGCCUGCCCCGGGCCCCCAGCGGGAGGGGCCGGUGCUGGGGGCAGAGCUGGCCGGCCUGGAGUGUUCAUCCUCAGGGACCACAGCCGUCAUGCGACUGCAGCUAGAGGUGGAGGAGAAGCGGCAGGCCGUGGAGCUGCUACAGCGGGCACUGAUGCAGCAGCGGUCCUUCACAGCGCGGCGGGUCGAGGAAGCAGAGAGGGAGUUGAGUCGCCAGCUGCGGCAGCAAAAGAAACAUUACGAGGCCACCAUCCAGCGGCACCUGGCCUUCAUUGACCAGCUCAUCGAGGACAAGAAGGCCCUGAGCGACAAGUGUGAGGCUGUGCUGGCUGAACUGCGGCAGGGUGACCACAGGUGGAAGGAGAGAGCAGCCCAGAUGCAGACGCAGCAUCAGCUGGAGCUCAAGAAGCUGAAAGAAUUGAUGAGCGCCACCGAGAAAGUCCGCCGGGAGAAGUGGAUCAAUGAGAAGACCAAGAAAAUCAAGGAGGUCACUGUCAGGGGCCUGGAGCCCGAGAUUCAGAAGCUGAUCGCCCAGCACAAACAGGAGGUCAAGAAGCUCAAGAAGCUACACGAGGCUGAGCUCCUACAGGCAGAUGCUCAGGCCGCUCAGCGCUUUGCGUGCCAGGCUGAGGAACUGCGGGCACGCCUGGAGCAGGAGAAGGAAGCCCUGGGGCAGCGGGAACGGGAGCUGGCCCGGCAGCAGGUCGCGCAGCACUUGGAACAGGAGCAGCAGACGUUGGAACUGCAGCGGCGUAGGCUCCACAGUGAAGUAGCUGAGGAGAGGGAGCGGCUGGACCAGCAGGCAGCCAGGCAGCGCGCCGAGCUGGUGGCACUGAGGCAGCAGCUGGAGGAGAGUGGAGCCGCAGCGGGCCGUGCCCUGCGUGCCGAGUGUGAGAAGGCAGCUGAAGAGCAGGAGCGCCGGCACCAGGCGGAGCUUCGGACCCUGAAGGAACAGCUGGAGGCAGAACGACAAAUGUGGGAGACCAGCUACACCAAGAAGGAGGAAGCAUGGUUGUUGGCCCGGGAGCAAGAGCUGAAGGAGGAGAUCCGGAAAGGCCGGGACAAGGACAUCGAGCUCGUCAUCCAGAGGCUUGAGGCUGACAUGACCCAGGCCCGGGAGGAGGUGGAACGGGCCGCUGAGAAUCGAGUCCAGCGUCUACGUGGCAAGUUUGAAGCUGAGCUGCAGGAGCUGGAGAAGUCGGAGCGGCGGCUUCAGGAGCGGUGCUCGGAGCUGAAGGGCCGCCUCGGGGAGGCCGAGGGGGAGGCCGUGAGACUCCUGGGACUGCUGAGGCACAAGGAGCAGGCGCUGGAGGAUGCUCGGGCGGUGAACGAGCAGCUGACGGCUCAGCAGGGCAGCCAGGGGGCCCAGCAAGAGCUGGCUGCCACAGAGGGGGAGAACCGGCGGCUCAGGGCAGAGCUGGAACGCCUCUCUCGGGAGAAGCAGGAGGAGCUAGGAGAGGUGCAUCGUAGGGUGAAACUAGCUCUGGCUAGAAAGGAGGAGGCGGUAAGCACCCUCCGAAAGCAGCAUGAGGCCGCAGUGAAGCGGGCAGACCACCUGGAGGAGCUGUUGGGGCAGCGAAGACCACCGGCCCUGACCUCCAAGUGA